AGUUACCUCCAGCCAGAUCUAACAACCCCACUCGGAUCAGCUCCAAUGGACUGAAGGGGAGGAAUGGAACUUCACACAGCACAACCCCGUCAGCUUUGUGCUGAAGAAGAAACGCCUCCAGGUGUGUGUGGCUGCUGUGGUGCCCUUCGCCCAAGGUACAAGAGGCUGGUUGACAACAUCUUCCCUGAGGAUCCCGAGGAUGGCCUGGUGAAGACCAACAUGGAGAAACUGACCUUCUAUGCCCUCUCGGCCCCGGAGAAGCUGGACCGCAUCGGGGCCUACCUCUCCGAGAGGCUCAUCCGCGACGUGGGCCGGCACCGCUACGGGUAUGUGUGCAUCGCCAUGGAGGCACUGGACCAGCUGCUCAUGGCCUGCCACUGCCAGAGCAUCAACCUCUUCGUGGAGAGUUUCCUCAAGAUGGUGGCCAAGCUGCUGGAGUCAGAGAAGCCCAACCUGCAGAUCCUGGGCACCAACUCGUUUGUGAAGUUCGCCAACAUCGAGGAGGACACACCAUCCUAUCAUCGGAGCUAUGACUUCUUCGUCUCUCGGUUCAGUGAAAUGUGCCACUCGAGCCACGAGGACUCAGAGAUCAAGACAAAAAUCCGAAUGUCUGGCAUCAAAGGUCUGCAAGGGGUGGUGAGGAAGACGGUGAAUGAUGAACUGCAGGCCAAUAUCUGGGACCCGCAGCACAUGGACAAGAUCGUCCCCUCGCUGCUUUUCAACCUGCAGCACGUGGAGGAGGCAGAGAGCCGGUCUCCCUCCCCGCUGCAAGCACAGGAGAAGGAGAAGGAGAACCCGGCAGAGCUGGCAGAGAGGUGCCUGAGGGAGCUGCUGGGCCGGGCAGCCUUCGGCAAUAUUAAAAACGCCAUCAAGCCUGUUCUCAUCCAUCUGGAUAACCACUCCCUGUGGGAACCCAAGGUGUUCGCCGUCCGCUGCUUCAAAAUCAUCAUGUACUCGAUUCAGCCGCAGCACUCCCACCUGGUUAUCCAGCAGCUCCUGGGCCACCUGGACGCCAACAGCCGCAGCGCUGCCACGGUGCGCGCGGGCAUCGUGGAGGUGCUGUCAGAGGCUGCGGUCAUAGCCGCCACCGGCUCCGUGGGCCCCACGGUGCUGGAGAUGUUCAACACGCUGCUGCGGCAGCUGCGGCUCAGCAUCGACUACGCGCUGACGGGGAGCUACGACGGGACGCUGAGCCUGGGCAGCAAGAUCAUCAAGGAGCACGAGGAGCGCAUGUUCCAGGAGGCCGUCAUCAAGACCGUCGGUGCGGGGCGGGGCCUGGGCUCCUUUGCCUGCACGCUGCCCACCUACCAGCGCUCUGAGGUGAUCCUCUUCAUCAUGAGCAAGGUGCCGCUGCCCACCCUACACCACGCCGUGGACGCCGGGAGGACAGGGGAGAACAGGAACCGCCUGACCCAGAUUAUGCUGCUGAAAUCCCUCCUUCAGGUAUCCACAGGUUUCCAGUGCAGCAACAUGAUGUCGGCGCUGCCCAGCAACUUCCUGGACCGCCUGCUCUCCACCGCUCUCAUGGAGGAUGCAGAAAUCCGUCUCUUUGUUCUAGAGAUUCUCAUCAGUUUUAUCGAUCGUCAUGGCAACCGCCACAAGUUCUCUACCAUCAGCACCCUCAGUGACAUCGCGGUCCUGAAGCUGAAAGUGGACAAGUGCUCCCGACAGGACACCGUCUUCAUGAAGAAGCACUCCCAGCAGCUGUACAGGCACAUCUACCUGAGCUGCAAGGAGGAGACCAACAUGCAGAAGCACUAUGAAGCGCUGUACGGCCUGCUGGUGCUCAUCAGCAUCGAGCUGGCCAACGAGGAGGUGCUGGUGGACCUCAUCCGCCUGGUGCUGGCUGUUCAGGACGUGGCCCAGGUCAACGAGGAGAACUUGUCCGUGUACAACCGCUGCGCCCUCUACGCCCUGGGCGCAGCCUACCUGAACCUCAUCAGCCAGCUUACCACGGUGCCCGCCUUCUGCCAGCACAUCCACGAGGUGAUAGAAACCAGGAAGAAGGAGGCUCCAUACAUGCUCCCUGAGGACGUGUUUGUGGAGAGGCCCAGGCUGUCCCAAAAUCUUGACGGCGUGGUGAUUGAGUUCCUCUUCCGCCAGAGCAAGAUCAGCGAAGUCCUGGGAGGCAGUGGCUACAAUUCAGACAGGCUCUGCCUGCCCUACAUCCCUCAGCUGACAGAUGAGGAUCGCUUAUCCAAGCGGAAAAGCAUUGGAGAGACCAUUUCCCUGCAGGUGGAGGUGGAAUCCAGGAACAGCCCAGAGAAGGAAGAGCGAGUGCCCGCUGAGGAGAUUACCUACGAGACACUGAAGAAGGCCAUUGUGGAUAGUGUGGCGGUGGAGGAGCAGGAGCGCGAGCGGCGGCGGCAGGUGGUGGAGAAAUUCCAGAAGGCGCCCUUCGAGGAGAUCGCGGCCCACUGCGGGGCCCGGGCAUCACUGCUGCAGAGCAGACUCAACCAGAUCUUUGAAAUCACCAUCCGGCCCCCGCCCAGCCCAUCAGGAACCAUCACUGCCGCCUAUGGCCAAGCGCAGAGCCACUCCAUACCUGUCUACGAGAUGAAGUUUCCCGAUCUGUGUGUGUACUGAGCUCCCGAGGAUGAAGCUGCUCGCAGGGAUGGGGUCUGAGGGAAGGCUGACCUCAUGCCCGCCCUUGCCCCUGAAAAUCUGGCUGGGAUCUCUGACUUUGCCUCCUCCCCAGCUAAGCAAAGGCUGAGCCUCCAGGCCCCUCCGGAACUUCACAGCCCUCCCACCUCCACCCUGCCUUCCCUGAGGAGGACCCAGCCACCUGCCCCUUGGGGGCAAAGAGCAUCUCAUCCCUGCCCUUUGUCUUCUCUUUUUGGUCAGCCAGGGGUGGGGAAUCAUGGGGUUGUCUCCAGAGAGGAGGGGGAGCUCCACUUGGGGUGCUGGUUGAAGGGCUUCCACUGAGGCUGCGUCUUGGGGCUCAUCUGAUGUCUCUAGAGGAGGCAACCAGCUGGAGACUUCAUUGGUCUGAGGAGGAACCAAGGAAAGCUCCCCCUGGAAAGGAGUAGCAGUGAGAGCUGGAGACAGUGCUGCUGUCCUCCUGAGCAGGCCCGGCCUCCCCACUCGAGUCUUGGGAGUCUCUUCCGCUCUUGCUGGCCCUCCGUUUGUCCAUUGUUUUGCUGCUGUUACUGAGCGUUGAGCCCCUGGUAACGAGCUGGGGGUGGAGAGGCGCUGGUUCUGCCCCCUUGGUUCAGAAGGGACUUGUGGGUGGUUCUCUGUCUUCUGGAUGUUUCUCUGAGUUAGUUGGGUUCUCUCUCUGUGUUGUCUUUCUUCCAAGGGCCCUACGGAGUUUCCACACAGCCUCUGGAUUGGGGGGAGGCAGAAGAAGAUAGUCUAGUUCAGUGAUGGCAAACAGCUGGCUGUGGGACUCCUGCCAUAGGUCCGCCACCCCUGGUCUAGUUCUAGAUGAUUCAAAGCUGGGGGAAGAGCAGGGCCCGAGGACUGUGCCCAGAGCCUCCCAGGAAAACGCUCCCAGCUGGGCUGGGGAGCAAGGCCAGGGAGGAGUGGGGCCAGUGGCCCUUUGGGGCCUUCUGGGUGUUCAUCUGAGGAAAGAGGGAGCUAGUGCCUGCUACUCAAGUGAUGUCUUCAUGCUCUGGAAACGUGGGACAUUGAUGCCACCUGGCCUUGCUUGUAGCCUGGGGAGAGGCAGAGGAGACCCCUCUGGGUUCUGGGCUUCUGUUUUCCCUGAGUGCAGCAAACCCAGACUGUGAAAAGGCUGCUGCUCUCUCCAUGGUUCCCUUUCUGACCGUCCUCUGAGUGCCUUUGGGUGUCCCGGGUGCCUCUGGAAGCAGCAGCCUCCUGUGUCCAGAGUAGCCUUUCUUUUCCUUCCAGACUUUCUAUAAUUUUUCCAUCACUUUCCUGAGCUGACAUGACUCACAGUGAGGUAUGAAUGGUCAAAUAUGCCCUCCUUGAAUAUUUGCUUUUCAAAGCGGGGAGGAAGAGUAGAUUUCUUGACCGACAGGAACCCCUUUUUAGGGUACAGUUUUUGGCAGUAUGGCGAGGGCUCAGAGGGAGGCCGUUUCUGCAGAGGGUGGCUUCAGAUCCCAGCCCCAAACAGUGGCAGGCUGAUUGUCAGGGCUGACGGAUGCAUCUUCCAAAACCAGCAGGAUGCUAACACACUGCACUGAGGUAAAUGUGAGGAGGGGCCGUCUGAGGCUUCGUUCCUGUAGCCUUGCAGUUUCCACCUUCAGAUGCAUCUCUUCCCGGGUCACUGGCCCAGUCCUGGGGGCCGUGGCUUCUGCAUGGCCUGCACGAUCACAGGCCUCGGGUCGGGUGAGGCUCCCACUCCCCAAGGCUUUCGGGCUGUAUUUUGUGACUUUUGUGUAACUUACGCUCAUCCCAGUUCCACAAGCAUGAAUUUAGAUUUCUCUCGGAUGUCUCAUUAUUAAGAAACUUAAGUUUAAAAUAACUUGAAACAAAUUUAAAGCCAAAUAACCUCUGGAAGAAACUCAAGAAAAUCUAGUCCUUGGGCCACAAAUGUCUUUCCUCAGCAGGUCAUCCCAUCUCCUACUCCAAGCUUGGCUAAGAGAGGGCACUCUGUCUUCCUGGUACCCGGGUGGCGUGAAGGUGCUCCCGGAGGCACCUCUGCUCUGAGCUCUGCCCGUGGGCCCUGGUUCUGGGACUCAGGAGUCAUUUCCUGGAGCGCCUUUAAAGGCAGCUUCAGAAGCUGAGACCUGGAGGUUUGCUCAGACUUCUCUGUCCCUCAGCCACCCUUGAGAAGAGAGAAAGGGAAAAUGAGGGCUUCGGCAUAGGCUGGACUGUAGCUCCCUCUGUCUAACCAAGGCCACUUUCUCUACACCGCAGCUGCUUUGCAGAGAUGUGCUCCUUCCAGAGAACCAGCCAUGUCUUGCACUUUCUCAUCUCCACUUUAGCUUAAAUUUUCCCGCAGUAGACUCUUAGGUUGCCUGCUGACGUGGAGUGGACUCUGAUGCUGGCCACCCACGCCUCAGAAUCAGGAAGUUUAACGUGAGUCACCUCGGACGGAAUGAAAUGGUGAACACAGUCAUGCCUGUCACCCCGUCACGAGGCCAGGGAAAGGCAGACCGGAGUUGGGUGGGCUUAGGGGGAGGAGCUUGGUGCCCAUCCCCAGCCUCGUGUCCCUGCAGCCUGCCUUCCAGGCCCUGACUCGUGCCCCAUUUUUCUGCCCUUCUCUGCUCUGAGCUGGAGCCAAGAGGAGCCAGCUAGCCCAUUGAGACCAGCUGCCCCCAAAAGCCACCGGGGACUCCAGCUUUGUGGCCAAGGGGCAAGGCAGUCAGCAUGCUGCUGAUAGAACUUAAUAGGCAUCAAUGUAUUUGAGAGUUGGAAGUUCUGUGAAUUUGCUUGGGACAUAAAAGUGCAUGAGAAGCAGAGAGCAUCCCUGUAGUCCCAGGGUGCCACCUGCCUUCUUUGCACUGGGGUCUCAGUGCCUGGCCUGUUCCCAGUUACCUCUCUGAUAAGUAGGAUAAGUGGUUUCUUGACUCUCAAACAGCCUCCUCACCAAGGGUGGAACCUAUGUAGAAAAGUCCUCCAUGCUGUCCUGUCCAGCCUCCCCCACUACCCAUAUACAAGUAGACGACAAUCAGGGAGAAGGGGCCUGGGGCCAAUGUGUGUGCUCAAAGAAGCAUGGCAUCGUGUCACGUAUGUGCUGCCUUUGCCCUGCCUGUUCCAGGGCCACAGGACUCGUUUCAACCAGGGUAGGCGACAGAACAGCCUUUAGGUUUCUUUAAACAGCAAACCUCUUGUCUGGGGACCACUGGUCAUGUUGCCUUUCAGUUGUCAUUCCAUUGUCCCCAGGCCUCCCAACCAGGCUACAAGAAGUGCUAUUGAGAAGUGAAGCUGUUUUUCCCAGUUCUUCCUUACGACCAUAAAAUGGCAGCUGGCUGGUUUAGGGGCCCAUUGAGAAGGGCAGGACCAGGGCUGUGGGGCAGAGUUGUGUUUAAAGGCAGAUAGAGGUUGUCAUAGCAGGGCAGGCCACACCUACCUCCUGUGUCCUUGGCCCUGGCAGCCAGGUUCAUCCAGUUAGCCCUAGAAAUCUGGUUACUGUGACCCUUUAUCCCAAAUCAGGCUUAGGGCAGAAGACUGCAGAAGGAGGGUCAUGGGGGCCCUGUCCUGGAGCCGGGCUGCUGGGACGUGGUGAGGAGCCACAGAGGCAGGCCCAGGGCUCUGGCAGAAGGCAGUUUCUGAGCUCUCCUGGGACACCCGCCUGGCUGACCAGGUCUUCAUGACCACCUUCCUCUUUCGCUCUUCCUUGACUCAAUUCCGGCACAUGAAGUGCAGACUUUUGGGUCCGCAUAUGCUGCAGCACAUACAUGGUGAUGUGUCUGUGUCCAUCUAGACCUUCAUGGCCUGGCUGAGUGUGUGUGCAUGUGUGUAACGUAGUCCGUAGUUGGCAGUAACCUGUAUAUAACAUCUGACAUUUAUGUGUGAGUGCACAAUUAGUGCCUGUGGCAGUUUUCUGUAUUUUAAACUUGUUGCAUCAAAUUAGUUUUAUUUUAGGGAAGGAGGGAAAGAGUGGGGGAGCUUAGGAAGGACUCCUAGCAAGAUCAUUCUUUAGAACUGUUAGUAGCAAUUUCCCAAUAAGCCUUCAUGAUGCCCUUUUCAAAUAAAUGUUAAUGUUGUCACUA
Heterocephalus glaber (naked mole-rat) is the source of this 6623-nucleotide messenger RNA. Lineage: Eukaryota; Metazoa; Chordata; Mammalia; Rodentia; Bathyergidae. The record is from RefSeq and is a predicted model, not a curated record.